Molecule: messenger RNA, 858 nt
Organism: Entamoeba invadens IP1
Lineage: Eukaryota; Evosea; Mastigamoebida; Endamoebidae
Exons: 1
Coding region: 1-858 (285 amino acids)
Source: RefSeq, a predicted model, not a curated record
AUGAAACAGCUUGAUGGAUACCAUUUAAUGAUAGUAUCACAGUAUUUUAGCACACUUGCAGAUUUUAUAAACGUUGAAUGUGUAAGUAAAAAGUAUUUAAAUAACAUGAAAAAGUUUCACUUCAAUCCAAUAUCAUUUACUUUAAACACAUUGAAAUACUUUCCCAACAUUGAAACUUUAAAUGUUUAUACAAAAACAGACUUUGACUCUAUUAAAUCUAUUUUUAAAAACCCUUCAACUUCCCAAUUACCAACAAACUUUGUGGACUCAAUUUUUAAAGUUCGCAUCUUUUGCACUUGCGAAUUUUUUGAGGCAGUUGAACUGGCAAAUGCUCUUAAACACAAAAUUUCAUUUAACGUUUUAGCACUCCAAAAAGAUUCAAUUAAUAAACUAAUUACAAAGAAAAUGAAUACAUUGUGUCUUGACAUUCAAAUAAAUCAAACCCAAAAAAUUGACAACUUUAAUAUAAACAAAGUUGUCAGUUUCACUUCAAAAACAAAAAAUUGUAAAGUUGUUCUUCCAAAAGGGAAGUACGUCAUUGGAGAAUCGGCAUUUGUAAAUAUUUCACUUGCUGAGUUAAAUCUUUCAUAUGGUGUUGUGGGUAUUGAACCAUUCGCGUGUAUUAAUAAAUCAAUAACAAAAAUUACAUUGCCAGACAGUCUGAAAACAAUUCGAGAAAUGGCGUUUGCUCGUUGUGAAUAUUUAAAAGAAAUCACAAUACCAAAAAGUGUCGAAUUGUUCAGAGAAAACGCGUUUUAUAAAUGUAGUAGACUGACUAAAAUGAGAGUAUAUAAAGACUUCGAAGUGGUUGACCAUUAUGGAGUUUUAGAUGGAAUGAUUUAUGAACGAUAUGCGUAA